Molecule: messenger RNA, 1671 nt
Organism: Marasmius oreades (fairy-ring Marasmius)
Lineage: Eukaryota; Fungi; Basidiomycota; Agaricomycetes; Agaricales; Marasmiaceae
Gene: ELP3
Product: Elongator subunit
Exons: 12
Coding region: 1-1671 (556 amino acids)
Biological process (GO): tRNA wobble base 5-methoxycarbonylmethyl-2-thiouridinylation
Cellular component (GO): nucleus; elongator holoenzyme complex; cytoplasm
Molecular function (GO): acyltransferase activity, transferring groups other than amino-acyl groups; iron-sulfur cluster binding
Source: RefSeq, a predicted model, not a curated record
AUGGUCCAGGGAACUCGGGUCAAUGGUCCUUCACAAGCUGAACAACUUCUUCGAGUCACUUCUGGUAUUGCUGCAGAGCUCAUCAAGGCUCACGAUGCGAAUGAAACCGUGUCCUUGAACGUUAUUCGUGCAAAGAUCAGUAAAAAAUAUUCCUACGGAGGUGUUCCUAGGCUGGUGGACAUAAUCAGUGCUAUACCGGAUGAUUAUAAAAAGGCUCUACUGCCAAAAUUGAAGGCGAGACCAAUUAGGACUGCUAGUGGGAUCGCGGUCGUUGCUGUGAUGUGCAAACCUCAUCGAUGUCCCCAUAUCGCCAUGACAGGGAACAUAUGCGUAUAUUGCCCAGGAGGGCCCGAUUCUGAUUUUGAUUACAGUACGCAAAGUUAUACAGGGUACGAGCCGACUAGUAUGCGAGCCAUACGAGCAAGAUAUGACCCCUAUGAGCAGACUCGAGGGCGGGUGGAACAGUUGAAGGCUUUGGGGCACAACGUUGACAAGGUAGAAUUUAUCAUCAUGGGUGGAACAUUCAUGAGCAUGCAGGAAGACUAUCGGGCGAAAUUUAUCGCUCAACUGCACAAUGCUCUUUCCGGGUUUACAGGGCUCGAUGUGGACGAGGCCGUAAGGUUCUCGGAACAAAGCAAAUCAAAGGCGAUUGGCAUAACUAUUGAGACCAGGCCGGAUUAUUGCCUACGACCUCAUCUCAGCCAAAUGCUUCGGUACGGAUGCACUCGACUUGAGAUCGGCGUUCAGUCAGUGUACGAGGACGUCGCGCGCGACACCAAUCGGGGUCACACUGUUCGUGCUGUCUCUGAGUCAUUCCACUUGGCAAAGGACGCUGGUUUCAAAGUUGUAGCACAUAUGAUGCCUGACCUCCCCAAUGUUGGCCUUGAGAGGGAUUUAGACCAGUUCAAGGAAUACUUCGAAAACCCUGCCUUUCGAAGUGAUGGGUUGAAGAUUUAUCCAACCUUGGUCAUUCGUGGAACAGGGUUAUACGAGCUGUGGAGGACAGGACGAUAUAAAAACUACACACCCAAUGUAUUGGUGGACGUUGUCGCAAGAAUCUUGGCCUUGGUGCCACCCUGGACGAGAGUCUAUCGAGUGCAAAGAGAUAUACCCCUACCUCUCGUCACCAGUGGAUGCGAGAACUCUGGUAAUCUCCGAGAACUGGCUCUGAACCGAAUGAAGGAUUUCGGUGCAGAAUGCAGGGACGUACGAUUCCGCGAAGUUGGGAUUCACGAAAUUCAUCAUAAAGUACGACCUGAGUCUGUGGAACUCCUUCGACGGGACUAUGCUGCGAAUGGAGGCUGGGAAACGUUCUUGUCGUAUGAGGACCCGGAAAGAGACAUUCUCAUAGGUUUGCUAAGAUUGAGGAAGUGUUCGGAGGAGGGUACAUUCCGACCAGAGUUGGUGAAGAAGGAAGGCGAUGAGGGUGGGUGUAGUAUUGUGCGAGAGUUACAUGUGUAUGGGACAGCAGUCCCUGUUCAUGGAAGGGAUCCGACCAAGUUUCAACAUCAAGGCUUUGGAACUUUACUAAUGGAAGAGGCAGAGCGUAUUGCAAGAGAAGAACAUGGUAGUGUCAAGUUGGCCGUCAUUUCCGGCGUGGGCACGAGGGACUACUAUCGCAAGUUGGGCUACGAGCUGGAUGGUCCCUAUAUGAGCAAGUCACUGUUGUAG